AGCAGCCUUUUGCUGAGAGGGGGCAACAUUGACUCCAACGACGAUUCAUCAUUAUCCCUUGCUUUACAGCUGUUCGAGGAGAAUAAGAUUAAUACUAAUAUUUUACUCUCACCUUUAUCAAAUCAAAUGGGUUCUCGAGGCACUUCUCGCCGAGAUAAACAACCCAUGAGAAAUAUAAUUCCAUAUGAAGGGGAACCCUCGCCUUUGGCAAUACGUUCACCUUCACACUCACCCAUUCAUCAAAUCACCUAUCCAGAAGCACAUGCUUCUAAUCCUAUAUAUUCACCAGCCCAAUCCAAGUCUGCCUCCAUACCGAAUACACCUAGAUCUGCAUAUAUCGAAAGAGCCUAUCUUAUGGAUAUUACCAUAGAUGAACAACAUAUCCAUACAGAUCCCAUCAAACUUGCACCAUUAUAUUUAUUGAACCAUUUCAACCCUACCAAUGGGGUAAAAACCAGAGAAUAUUAUGAAGCCAUACUCAUGGAAAUUGGGUUCAUCUCUGUAGUCCAUUAUUACCAGCAGAAUACCAGAAUAAUUGCUUAUUCCAAGGUUCAAAUAAAAAAGUUACUUUCCUAUGACGAGUGGGGUUGCAAUCACACCCAGGGAAAGAAAUUGCACAAUCCAGAUUUCUCGUAUAAAUAUUAUAAAUAUGCCGAAUACAUAGAAGCCUGGCAUAAAUUCUUUUAUUAUCAAAAUCCAAAUAACACACACAGCUGGUACCUUCAGUUCCGGCUACUUGUUUUCGAAAGAUUCCCCACAUGGUUUCAAAAUUGGUUCUUGGUGUGGGGAUCAACAUCUUUAGUUUUACCUCUUGUUUUCAAAACCAUGCAGGAACAAUUUGUGCAAUACAAUAAUAGUGACAAUACAAUUGAAACGCACCUAUAUUUCAUGGCAUUAUAUCAAAUCCCAUGGAUCAGGAAAUGGGACUAUACUAUAUCAGUCAAUAAUACAGCCGAUUAUACCUAUAUUCCUCGAUUGGGGAAAACCAUUUCUGUAAAAUGGUGGGACAUUUUCAAAAUGGAUCUCACCACCACCACACCAAAAAGAAUACCCCAACAGACACCUAAAUAUCAGCAAAGCCCAAAUACAGCCAAUACCUCCUUUGACUUUCCAACCUACUUAAGAAAUAUGUUGCAAACUAAUCCCAAUGCAUCCAAGAAAGAACUAGAAAAACAAAUGAAAGAGAUUUUUGCUGAGGCUGGAAGAAAACCAGUAUCUUUCGAAGAAACUGUACAGUCCUCCCCACUUCACACCAAUAGAUACCUUCAAUUGAGUGAACCUGAUCCAAAAGAAGAGUCAGAUCCAAAAGAAGAGGAUCCAGACAAAUUCAAUCAACGACCGUGAACAGAAAAAGUCUCUACCAACAACAGCAAUACCAAUAAUCCAAUAAUCCAAAAGAGGAACAGUCUCCAGCGAUAAAGAUCCAUAAGAGACAAAGGCCAGCCGACAGAAAACGACAAAAGACUGUUUCAAGAUUCGAAGCACUGUACCCACUAUCAUAUACGACAAGAAGACACUUUAGCCACGUCUCCGACAAGAAGCACUGUACCAAGAUGCGCUUACUGUAGCCACUUGGGAAACAAACAAAUAGAGCACUGUACAUAAUGCUUUUCUGUUUUGUCUUUUCUAUUUUCUUUUGUCUCUUUCCUUUUUGCUGAACCACUUUUUACUUCACGACAAAGGAAUUCUUUCUUUAUUUUGAUUCCCUUCCUUUUGACGUGUCACCUUGCUUCGUCUCCAAGCAACCUCCUUCGCCUAUAAAACGAGAAGACCUCUUCUCAUUUCAUCAAGGUCGAACUCAGCAACCUCAACCAUCCUCUUCGCUGCCUUCUCUCUCUGAGACUCUUCUACUCUGCUCUGAACUCUCUCGCUCUGAGACUUCUCUCUCUGAGUUCUCUCUCUUUGAGAGUUCUCUCUCUGAAAUCUCUCUCUGAGUCUAUUCUACCUCUCUUCUGUGUUCGGAAUAUUGCAUCAAACAUCAGAGCUAUCCUGACCUUCAUAGCUCUUCAUAUUCUAAGCAUAUGAUCAGGUUUUAUCCUUCACCUUUCUUUCUAUGUCCAUUAUGUGUGACUGCAAUCUAAAAUCUCUCCCUUCAUACUGUCCACAACACUGGAAACUGUUUUUCAGUUAUUGUAUUUGUACACAGUAAGUUUCAGAUUUCUAUAUUGUCUUUUCUUUUCUUUAAAAGUUUGUAAUAGUUCAGUUGCUCUAUUGUUGUAAACAUUAUGCAUUUGCUAUAAAAAGUUGUUCUAUCAGUUUAUAUCAUGCUGUGCAUAAAAUGCAGUUGAAAAUUUUAUUCAAUAUAAAGAUUGGCGAGUUAUCUUAUGCUCAAUGGUUUGUAAUUGAUAUCUCUAUUAUCCCUUUAUUUUGCAUACUCCUUUUUAUCCUUAACUAUUACAAAAUCCUACAAGAAUUUGUUAAAUACAAUAGCAUUUUAUUUACAUAUUUAUUCUAGCCUAAAUCAGUCUGGCUACAAACAUAUGUUGGCUACAAACACAUGUUAUAUACUUCUGAUAACUUCAUCUUCUGAAUUGAUUAAAUUAAGAAUCAAACAAUAGGCCUACAGUAGGACUGGGACUGUAGAUCCUGGGCGUUUUGGUAUCGAUUUGCAAAGUUAAUAUUUGAAAAUCUUCUAUACUAAGUUCAGGAGUAUUUGCUAUACUUGAUUAAGGAGUAUAGGUAGGAAUAACAAUAUGAUCGGUUGUUCUCCUUAUUCCUUGGAAUUGUAAAUCUGACUGUGGUAUUGAUUGUAUGGAUGAAGAAGAUUGGGUAGGAGGAGGUAGUAU
Amborella trichopoda is the source of this 2786-nucleotide messenger RNA. Lineage: Eukaryota; Viridiplantae; Streptophyta; Magnoliopsida; Amborellales; Amborellaceae. The record is from RefSeq and is a predicted model, not a curated record.